This is a messenger RNA of Phytophthora infestans T30-4, 2088 nucleotides long. RefSeq names its product monovalent Cation:Proton Antiporter-2 (CPA2) family. Gene Ontology annotation, biological process: potassium ion transmembrane transport; proton transmembrane transport. The coding region runs from base 1 to 2088 and encodes 695 amino acids. Gene Ontology annotation, molecular function: potassium:proton antiporter activity. Lineage: Eukaryota; Oomycota; Peronosporomycetes; Peronosporales; Peronosporaceae. The transcript has 2 exons. The record is from RefSeq and is a predicted model, not a curated record. Gene Ontology annotation, cellular component: membrane.
AUGCUGCACACUCGAAGUGGCGUCACGUUAUCUCUGCUCCUGCUUGCGUUCACGCUCUCUCCUUACCAGUAUGCUGUAGCUCAAAUCAACGUGCUAUCAUAUCCUGAACAUGCCGCCUCCCCAGCAUCUCCAGCGCCCACAGUGGCGCAGGACGCGACGAGGGCCUCAUCAUCUGGCAACACUGACCAGAAACCUGCGCCUCGUAUGGCCCCCCUUUCAUUUUCGAGCCUGGAUUCCAGCACACAUGGAUCCCUAGAUACUAUAGACGCCGUGGUGACGGCUACCGACGUUUCUAUCGACCAGGUCGAGGAGCAUAUCCACAUUGUGCAGCAACUAGAGCUUUCGGUAGUGAAAAGUCUGCAGGAAAUGGACACAGGCGACCAGUUUGCCAAGUACACGCAGGCCCAGCUUCGCGAGAGACAGCACUUGAGAGAAGAGCUACAGUUAGUGCAGAGAAACCUCAAGAGACUCGCUUUAGGUCUCAACGGAACGUUGUUGGAGCUCGAACACGUCGAGCAGGAGGAGGUGCUGCAGUCCAAGAAGCUGAAAGAGGUGUUGGCUCAUCAGGAAGAAGAGGAGAGAGAACAGAAACUGGAGAAGAAUGGCAUCAAAGAAGUAGACUACGAGACAGGACACUUGAAGAACACGACGGGGCUGAAUGCUGAGCAGUUGAAGAAGCUGGAAGAGGUGGAGAAGAAGGCGGAUCCAGCUGUGUUACACUACGAUAUGGAGCUGCUGGCGCAAGUGGCUGUGCUGCUAGGAGUCUCGGCGAUUGGAGGGAUUAUUGCUACGUACUUUAAUAUCCCUCCUCAUGCAGGGUAUGUUCUGGGUGGGGCGCUCGUGGGACCGUCGUGUCUGGGUGUUGUGAGACUGUACAAGGAGGUGGAGACGAUCUCACUCUUCGGCUCUAUAUUCCUGCUAUUUGGACAUGGAGCAGCGUACUCACCGCAGCAGCCGGAGGAUAUCUUCAGGAAGUAUUUUGUCGGUGGCGUGGCGUAUAUCUUGUCUACUGUGCUGCUGGUUGCUGGUGUGGCGGUCUACAUCGGAUGGACGCAUUCGUUUAUUGAGGGGUUGAGUAUUGGCUUGGGUGUGUGCUUUUCGACGACUGCGCCACUUUACGAACACAUUCGGGAGAAUCGGAUCCAGGACUCUUCCUUCGGGCGGACGGUCACGUCGAUUAUCGCGAUCCAAGAUUUGUUAAUGAGCUUUGCUCUAGGCACGCCCGAGUGGUUUUCCGUACGCUCAGUCGGAUGGAUUGGUGUCGCCAUGGUACGAACUAUUGUGGCCUACGCUGUGGUAGUCAGCAUGACCGUAUGUCUGCACCAAUACGUAGUGCCGAAGCUGCUGCGCUUUUUGACUGCCAUGGAGGAAGUACACAACGCUCCUUUGGUUCUGUUAGGAGUGGUGUCUGUGUGUCUGUUCAUGGCACUUUUCUCUGAGAUGAUUGGUCUUUCACUCGAGUGUGGGGCUUUUCUAGCUGGUCUUGCUUUCGUGCACGUGUCUGGGAAUGCCAAGGCUGCGUUCAUGUCGAUCCGGGUGAUGGAAAACUUGUUCGGCAGCAUGUUUUUCGCCUGUGUGGGUAUGAUUCUGCACCCAAUGUUCCUGAUCCGGAACGCUGGCGAGAUCUUGUCCAUGGUGUUGCUGAUCGUGGGGAUUAAGACAGUGUCCAUGACUGGAGUCAUGACCUUCUUUCGUAUCAGUCCUCGCAAGGCUCUCAUGGCUGCUGUUGGUCUCUGUCAGAUUGGAGAACUUGCGCUCAUUUUCAUGAUUAAGGCUCACGCAUCGAAGCUUGUAUCGCGUCGGACGUACCUGCUCUUUGUGGCUGCCAUCUCCGUCUUCCUCGCUUGCUCGUCCGUCUUCAAUCGCAGAAUCGUACUCGCACGUCGAAAAUCGAUUUACCGGUUACCGUCAACACGAGGCAAGCCAAUGGAACGACAUCGAAACUCAAGUGACGUUCUAGAUCUUCACGUCGACUCAAGACAACGCGCAGGCUCCAGUGGCGUCUGCAUGGAUUCAGGUGGAGAAGAGGACGCAUUCUCUCCAACCUCAAGAGUGCGGCGUCAAGCUUCAAAAUCUUUCGGGGAUUAG